AUGUGUGAUAACAAUCAUUACGAUGAUUUGGCGUUCUUUGAGAACCAAGCUUGCAGCUUUAUUUUUGCAGGAAUAGAAAUGAAAAAUCUUGAUCUGAAAGAUCUUGAAUUGAAGACUUUUUAUCUACAUUUCCAAAUGAAAACGAUAAGAUGGAAUAUUCCGGAUAUAUUUAGUAUCACCUUGAAUACUUCGCAGAGUAUUCAAAAGUGUUGUAGAAUUUAUCUUUUAACUUAUCUAAUUACGUACUCACAUCAACAAGAUGUUGACAAAAGUAUUAAAAAUGAUUUACAUACAAACAAUUCGGGGAAGUUUUUAAGAGUUUUGAACAAUGGCAAAGAUGAGAUGUGA
This is a messenger RNA of Clunio marinus, 348 nucleotides long. The record is from the annotation of a GenBank genome assembly. Lineage: Eukaryota; Metazoa; Arthropoda; Insecta; Diptera; Chironomidae.